Molecule: messenger RNA, 810 nt
Organism: Camellia sinensis
Lineage: Eukaryota; Viridiplantae; Streptophyta; Magnoliopsida; Ericales; Theaceae
Source: RefSeq, a predicted model, not a curated record
AUGGAUUUUGAACUUUGUUAUAUAAUGAUGAUGAUGUUUGGUAGAUUGGAAAGUGUGGGAAUGAAGAGAAAGGCAGGACAAGCAAAGAUAUUGGGGGCAGUGGUGUGUGUAGGUGGAGCAAUGCUGUUGUCAUUUUACCAUGGGCAUGGAGUGAUUGGGGAAUCAAGCAUUCAUUGGAAGUAUGCAGAUGACAUGGGGAAAGAAAACUCUACUAACCAUCAUCAUUCCAACAGCUUCAUCUUGGGCCCCUUUCUAAUCAUAGCUAGCACUGUCUCUUGGGCAAUUUGGUUCAUUAUCCAAGCAAGAAUGAGUGAGAAGUAUACAGCAUCAUGCACAAUAUCAGCAUUAAUAUGUAUAAUGGCGAGCAUUGAGUGUGGAAUCAUUGGUUUAUGCGCCGACCGUAACAUUUCUGCCCGGUCCCUCUCUCUUCCCGGAAUCAGACUCUUUUCAUCUCUUUACGCGGGAACUGUGUGUACUGCAGCAGCAUUUUGCCUAAUGUCAUGGUGUAUCCAAAGGAAAGGUCCUCUAUAUGUCUCUGUGUUCAGUCCCUUGCUGCUCAUUAUCGUGGCAAUUCUCAGUUUGGCUCUUCUUGAAGAAAAAUUAUAUGUUGGAACUGUUGUAGGGUCUGGAUUGAUAGUCAUGGGGCUCUAUGCAGUUCUUUGGGGAAAGAACGGAGAAAUGAAUGUAAAGAGCAAUGCUGAGUCGUUGAAUCCAGAAGAAGAAGAGGAGAAGCAAGAGGUAACGAAGAGUGACUUGGAAAUACAUUUUUUCGGGCAUUCAAAUGGCAAUUUUCGUACAGUCAGAAUCUAA